AAACUACCGAAAAUGUGGUUGACAGCCGCCAAAGUUUGAACUCGGCAAAUAAUGGAAAGAUGGCAUAAGACACGAUGACACAGUCGAUUGUUGUGCAAGUUGGCCAGUGUGGGAACCAAAUUGGCUGCAGGUUCUGGGAUUUGGCUUUGAGAGAACAUUCCGCCAUCAACAAGUCUGGCGUGUACGAUGAAUCCCUUGGGAGUUUCUUUCGAAACGUGGAUUCUCGACACGAUGACCCAGUGGAUAUUCCUUUGGCAGGUGGCAAAGGCAAAAUAAAAGCCUUAAAAGCGCGGGCAGUGUUGGUUGAUAUGGAGGAAGGUGUGGUCAGUGAGAUAAUGAAGGGUCCCCUGAGGGAGGUGUUCGACUGUAAACAGCUGAUAACAGAUGUCUCAGGGUCAGGCAAUAAUUGGGCUGUUGGUCAUAAGAUGUAUGGGACACAGUACAGAGAGCAGAUAUAUGAAUCUGUGAGGAGAGCAGCAGAAUUCUGUGAUUGUCUCCAAUGCUUCUUCGUGAUACAUUCCAUGGGUGGAGGGACAGGCUCAGGAGUGGGUACAUAUGUCCUCAACAUUUUACAAGAGGAAUUUCCAGAAAUAUACAGGUUUGUGACUGCGGUGUACCCUUCAGUGGAGGAUGAUGUGGUUACCUCUCCUUAUAACAGUGUUUUGGCUAUGCGAGAGUUAACUGAGAAUGCAGACUGUGCUUUGCCAAUAGAAAACCAGGCACUAGUGGAUAUAGUAAAUAAAAUUACACAGUCCAUUCCAUCAGCAAAUACAGGAAAAAGAACAUAUGGCACAGUGACGGGAAAAGUGAAAACUAACAGCGCCAUAUGUGCAGGUCAAGGGGGGAUAACCAAACCAUCAGACGAAAAGCCUUUUGACACAAUGAACAACAUUGUGGCUAAUAUGUUGUUAAAUAUGACAAGCUCAGCUCGUUUUGAGGGCUCACUGAAUGUUGAUCUAAACGAGAUCACCAUGAACCUGGUCCCGUUUCCUCAGCUCAAAUACCUUGUUUCAAGUCAGACCCCUCUCUAUUCAGUGGCUGAUGUCCGGCUUCCACCAAGGAGACUGGAUCAGAUGUUCACAGACGCCUUCUCCAAGGAUCACCAACUUCUACGAGCUGAUCCAAAACACAGCCUCUAUCUGGCCUGCGCUUUGAUGGUGCGUGGGAAAGUUGAAAUAUCAGACAUCAGACGCAACAUAGAAAGGUUGAAACCAUCCCUGAAGUUCAUUGGCUGGAACGAGGAGGGUUGGAAGACAGGCCUGUGUGCAGUUCCCCCAGUUGGCCAGCCGUACUCACUCCUGACUUUGGCGAAUAACACCUGUGUCAGACAUACCUUUAAUGACCUGCGGGGUCGCUUUGUGAAGCUCUACAAGAGAAAGGCCCAUGUUCAUCAUUACACCCAUGUGGAUGGGAUGGAACUGUCAGACUUCAGCGCCAGUCUGGAGUCCUUAAACUCACUCAUACAGGAAUACGAGAUGCUGGAACAACAAAUGACCAACCCUCCAGCUCCUGUGCCCCGCCUUCAAGUGGCCAUGUGAUUGUGGGAAGUUUCUGUUGAUCAUGUUGAACAGUUGAUCAUGUUGACUGACACAGUUCAAGCAGUGUUAUUCAAGAGAGGAUGUGAUUCAAAGAAAUUCAAACAAAUUUUUUUUUAUCCCAAAAUCAAUAGAUAUUCUUUUGAAGAAUCUUUAUCAUCAAAAUUGAACCAAAGUUAGUUUGUAUCAUGUCUCUUCACUUUUUUUCUUUUAUAAAUUUAUGUACAUAUGUCUACAUGUAUACAAAACCAAUUGAAAAUGCAUUCCAAUUGAAAAUGAAGACUGUGUUUUGUUUGAUU
Molecule: messenger RNA, 1834 nt
Organism: Liolophura sinensis
Lineage: Eukaryota; Metazoa; Mollusca; Polyplacophora; Chitonida; Chitonidae
Product: tubulin epsilon chain-like
Exons: 12
Coding region: 75-1538 (487 amino acids)
Biological process (GO): microtubule-based process
Cellular component (GO): microtubule
Molecular function (GO): GTP binding
Source: RefSeq, a predicted model, not a curated record